UAAACACAGGACAUCCAGAGAAAAGAAACUCUAUGGAGUUUAGUCGCUCCACUCUUACACUCAUUCAAAACUCUUUUCAUUUUCUGAAUCGUUGGCUAAAUGGAACGUUUGCAGCGCCUUUUUACACAAACUCAGAGUGGACCGCAACCCGAUGCUCCCACGAACGACACCGCUGAAACGAUAUAUAUUUCUUCACUAGCCUUGUUAAAGAUGCUUAAGCAUGGAAGAGCAGGGGUUCCUAUGGAAGUCAUGGGCCUCAUGCUGGGAGACUUUGUUGAUGACUAUACGGUAAAGGUGGUAGACGUAUUUGCUAUGCCUCAAAGUGGUACAGGUGUCAGCGUUGAAGCGGUGGACCCUGUUUUUCAGACAAAAAUGUUGGAUAUGUUGAAACAAACUGGUCGACCAGAAAUGGUUGUUGGAUGGUAUCAUUCUCAUCCUGGUUUUGGCUGUUGGCUUUCAGGUGUAGAUAUCAACACACAACAAAGCUUUGAGGCACUGAAUAGCCGUGCAGUUGCUGUGGUUGUCGACCCUAUUCAGUCUGUGAAAGGAAAGGUCGUUAUUGACGCCUUUCGAUUAAUCAAUCCACAAACCAUGCUUUUGGGUCAGGAGCCGCGACAGACUACUUCUAAUGUUGGAUACUUGAACAAACCUUCCAUACAGGCGUUAAUUCAUGGCUUGAAUAGGCACUACUAUUCGUUGGCUGUUGCUUAUCGUAAGAAUGAGUUGGAGGAACAAAUGUUGCUCAACCUACACAAGAAGCACUGGAGCACCGGUUUGGAAGUUACAGAUUUUGAGGAGCGAGCUGAGAAAAACGAAAGGGCGGUUCAAUCCAUGUUAGAGUUGGCAAAGAGUUAUAGCAAAAUGUUGGAAGAAGAACGCCAGUUGACGAAGGAACAAGCAGCUAUUGCACAUGUUGGUAAGGUUGAUGCCAAAAAGCGCUUAGAACAAGACGUGACAGAGCUGAUGAGUGAGAACAUCGACCAGUGCUUAAGUUCCAUGUUAGAUUCUGUGGUUUUCCAACAAGCUUAGAGAAACACUGUGAAACUCCUUUGAUUA
This is a messenger RNA of Galdieria sulphuraria, 1056 nucleotides long. RefSeq names its product 26S proteasome regulatory subunit N11. The transcript has 4 exons. Lineage: Eukaryota; Rhodophyta; Bangiophyceae; Galdieriales; Galdieriaceae. Bases 100 to 1029 code for a protein of 309 amino acids. Gene Ontology annotation, molecular function: metallopeptidase activity; proteasome binding; protein binding. Gene Ontology annotation, cellular component: proteasome regulatory particle, lid subcomplex. Gene Ontology annotation, biological process: proteasome-mediated ubiquitin-dependent protein catabolic process; protein deubiquitination. The record is from RefSeq and is a predicted model, not a curated record.